AGCUCUCCCUUUCUGCAGCCAGCUCGCCUUGACAGCCGACACUGGCGCAGAGUCUCAGCACAAACCUAAAAAGCUAUACCAUAAUUUUUCUGGUUUACAACGAUAAUUCACACCUGUGCUACUUUUCACACAUCUUCUUCCGGAGACAAGCGUCGGAGCGGCCUCGUCUAGAAUGGGGAACCGAGACGAUGAAUACGAUUUCUUGUUCAAAGUCGUGUUAAUUGGGGACUCGGGUGUAGGAAAGAGCAACCUGCUCUCUCGAUUCACACGGAAUGAGUUCAACCUAGAGAGUAAGAGCACUAUCGGGGUGGAGUUUGCCACACGCAGCAUCCAGGUGGACGGCAAGACGAUAAAGGCUCAGAUCUGGGAUACAGCAGGACAGGAGCGCUACAGAGCCAUCACCUCGGCAUACUACAGAGGGGCAGUGGGGGCGCUCUUAGUAUACGACAUAGCGAAGCACCUGACCUAUGAGAACGUGGAGCGCUGGCUGAAGGAGCUGAGGGACCAUGCUGACAACAACAUUGUCAUCAUGCUGGUUGGCAACAAAAGCGACCUGCGCCACCUGCGGGCCGUGCCCACAGACGAGGCCCGGGCCUUCGCAGAGAAGAACAAUCUGUCAUUCAUAGAAACAUCAGCCUUGGACUCUACAAAUGUUGAAGAAGCCUUCAAGAACAUCCUUACAGAAAUCUACCGCAUCGUAUCGCAGAAACAGAUUGCUGAGCGGUCUGCCCAUGAUGAGUCCCCAGGAAACAACGUGGUGGACAUCAGCGUGCCACCCACCACGGACGGCCAAAGGGGGAACAAACUGCAGUGCUGUCAGAACCUGUAACCCAUGGCAACCGCCCUCCUCACCUGGGUCGAUUAUUAAUUGAAAUCUUCGGUGUUGGUAUGCUUCCAUCUGCCUGGGGGUGCAACGUUGCCUGAAUCUGCACUUUUUAGAUCAACCGAAUUGUUUCCAUUAUGCCACAAAAGAUCAAUCCCAGAAAGACGCGUUUGGAUGGAUUUCAAAUUAUAAUCUGACCCAGGUUCAGUCUGCUACAUUCUAGUGCAAAAACAGGACUGAUGGUACCGCACGAGUAGCUACCACAGUUACCCCACGGUGUAGUGUAGCAGAAUAGCUUUGCCUGAGACCUUGUAAGCCUAGAUAUCCCCCUGAUAGACGAUUGUUGCCACAUGUUGGAGGCCUGGGUUUGAAUCCUGCCUGUUUCAGCAGUACCAGCAGUCCUGUUUUUGGGCUCCACUCCUCCCUGUUCAGUCAUCAUCUCAAAAGUGGUUGUGACGCUGCUGAUGCUUAUUUCAUUUUUAUGUAAAAUAUAUUCUUUUUUUUUUUUGUUUGAUUUUGAUAGCUUGUCUGCUCACAUACAUUAUAUUAAUGCCAUGAAAUUAAAUUUUACA
Molecule: messenger RNA, 1395 nt
Organism: Scomber japonicus (chub mackerel)
Lineage: Eukaryota; Metazoa; Chordata; Actinopteri; Scombriformes; Scombridae
Product: ras-related protein Rab-11B
Exons: 5
Coding region: 173-829 (218 amino acids)
Biological process (GO): constitutive secretory pathway; regulated exocytosis
Cellular component (GO): recycling endosome
Molecular function (GO): GTPase activity; GTP binding
Source: RefSeq, a predicted model, not a curated record